AUGGAGAGUGCCAGUGGAGCGACACGACCCGUCGCUCGCGUUACCCUUGUGAGCUUCUUGGUCCUGCUAGACAUGUCCAUCCUUGGUACCGCCAUCCCUCGAAUCACAACCGAGUUCAACGCGCUACCUGAUGUCGGUUGGUACAUCGGCGCCUACAACCUAGCAGCGUACUACACAUACCUUACUUUCACUCUCUUCUUCGAACUCGGUUCCUUAAUAUGCGGUCUCGCCCCAUCCUCUUCAAUGUUCAUCGGCGGCCGUGUCAUCGCCGGUCUUGGCGCUGCCGGCAUCUUCAACGGUGGCUUCACCAUCAUUUCCAGCGCUGUACCGCUUGACAAGAGUCCUCUCUACACAGGCAUACUUGCUGGGUUCACGCAGCUCGGCAUCGUUGCUGGGCCACUCAUUGGCGGUGUGCUGACUGAGCGCGUCACUUGGCGUUGGUGCUUCUAUAUCAACCUGCCAGUUGGCGGUGUUGUUGCGACAUUGUUUGUGUUUGUGAGAAUCCCGGAGAUCAUAAAGAAAGAGCCAUUUACCUUCGAUCUGGUCAGACAGGUGCUGCCUGAACUCGACCUCAUAGGCUUCGCACUGUUUGCACCAGCAGCAGUCAUGUUCCUCGUAGCAUUGCAGUUCGGCAGUGGGAACACUUACGCCUGGGACAGCGCAACCAUCAUUGGCUUGACCUGUGGUGCUGGUGUGACAGCCUUGAUCUUCAUCGCCUGGGAGGCUAGGAUGGGCAAUCGAGCUAUGAUCCCUGGCGGCAUGCUUCGAAAGCGCAUUGUGUGGACUAGCUGCGUGUUCGGUUCAGCGCUCAUGUGCUGCAGUAUUGUUGCGAGCAAUUGGCUUCCAACAUAUUUUCAGGCUGCCAAGGGUGAGGGACCGAUGUUGAGUGGUGUACAUAUCUUGCCUAGUAUUCUCAGCGCUUUGCUGUUCGUUGUCAUUACCGGAGCUGCGAUUACAAGACAGGGAUACUACCUUCCCUGGGGCCUCUUCUGCGGUAUUCUUACGGCAAUUGGCGCUGGGUUGGUCUCGAUGUGGACUCCAAAAACGAGCGUGGCCCAGUGGAUUGGGUAUCAAAUCAUCUUCGGAGCUGGUCGAGGAGCUGGCAUGCAAGUCCCCAUUGUAGCCGUCCAGAACGCUGUAACGUCGGCUCAGAUACCUGUUGCAAUGGCCGUACUCAUCUUCUUCCAGAACUUCAGUACCUCGGUCGCUGGCGUCGUCAGCAACACCAUAUUUACCCAGACUCUGACGGCUUCGAUUCCAAAGUAUGCACCUUCAGUGUCACCAGCUGCAGCACUGGAAGCUGGUUCCGGUGCAAGUGCUGUUCGAGAUAUCGUACCGGCUGGGCAUGAAGAGGAGCUAGAUGGUCUAUUGAGGGCGUACUCUGACAGUUUGCGUAACGUGUUUUACUUCCUGGUCGGUCUUGCUGUGCUGGCUACUGUAGUGAGCUUGGGGAUGGGCUGGAAAGAUGUGAAGAAGAAGAAAGGAGAUUCCGGGGAAGAAGCCCAGGCGACCAGGAAGAGCAACGAGGUGUAG
Macroventuria anomochaeta is the source of this 1533-nucleotide messenger RNA. Its product is annotated as efflux pump protein. Lineage: Eukaryota; Fungi; Ascomycota; Dothideomycetes; Pleosporales; Didymellaceae. The transcript is spliced from 6 exons. The coding region runs from base 1 to 1533 and encodes 510 amino acids. The record is from RefSeq and is a predicted model, not a curated record. Gene Ontology annotation, biological process: transmembrane transport. Gene Ontology annotation, molecular function: transmembrane transporter activity.